Messenger RNA from Ailuropoda melanoleuca (giant panda), 2640 nucleotides. It is a transcript of the gene DCST1, whose product is annotated as DC-STAMP domain containing 1. The record is from RefSeq and is a predicted model, not a curated record. Gene Ontology annotation, cellular component: membrane. Lineage: Eukaryota; Metazoa; Chordata; Mammalia; Carnivora; Ursidae.
AGCAGCUCCAGGAGCCCAUAGGCCGUGGCCAGGGACAAGCCCAGGCUAAACCCCCCCAGGCUGCAGACCACCGCCCGGGCCGCGCUGGACUCCGCUGCCCCCAAGGGCUGCAUGGUGUCCUUUGUGAGUCUGGGCGUGGCUGCUCAGACCCGAUGUCGGCCUGUAUCCAGGAGAUGCCCACCAGGUUCUGUGGCUCUGCCAGGGUCCUGGAAUUCUUCACCACAUUCUAAGGUUCCGGAGGCUUGCAUUAUAUCUGUCUCGGAGUGCCUGACCGGCUGCGGGACUGGAGAGGGGGACGGAGGUCUCUAAGCUUCUUUCCCAAGUCUCAGAGCAGAGACAGCAAAAGACACAGACCUCACCCAGGCUGUGGGGGCAGCAGAGGGGACAGAAGAAGACCUCUGCACCCAAGGACAUCCUUGAGGACAACUGUGGGAAGAGAGAGGGUCCCCAAAGCAGACUCAUGGCCACCACACUUCAUCAGGACGGAGCAACAGGGCAAAGAAGGAAGAUCCCCCACACCACCGUGCACAGGCUCCUGAGCUGGGGGCUGCCUGCCCCCUGCGGCCGGUUCCUGCAGCGCCAGCCCGGCACGUUUCCCAUCACUGCCGUCCUGCUGGGGGCAGGCACCGGAGGGCUCCUGGCCGUGGGUCUCUUUCAGCUCCUGGUGAACCCUAUGGACAUCUACGAAGACGAGAAGAUGGUGGCGUUGUACAGCCUGGUGGGCUUGGGGGCCGUGGGCUGGGGGACCUCCCCGGACAUCCGCUGUGCCAGCCUCCUGCUCAUACCCAAGAUGCUGGGCAAAGAGGGCCGGCUCUUCGUGCUGGGAUAUGCCUUGGCUGCCAUCUACGAGGGGCCCGCGGCCAACCUGCGCUACAACCUGAACGAGGUGAUCGCGUCGCUGGGCUGCACUGUGGAGCUGCAGGUCAACAACACCCGGGCGGCCUGGCGCGUCUCCACGGCCCCACUGCGGGCAGUGUUCAAAGACCUGCUGGGCAGCAAAGAGUCACUGAAAGCCAAGACUCGGAACAUCUCCAAGUCCUUCGAGGAUCUGGAUGCCCAGGUGAACAGUGACACUGGCUUCACGCUCGAGAAUGCCACGGGCUCCGAGGGCACAGCCCGCGGUGCGGAGACCCACGGAGCCCGACCUCCCAGGGGUCCCGCAGACGUGGUGGACCGGGGCAUCCUCAGCUGCCGCCGCUGGUUUAAGCGGAAGCACGAGCAGUGUCUGCAGCGCGUCUGGGUCCCGCUGCUCAAACACCUGCUUUGCUUGCCCAUGACGUUCAAGUUCUUCUGUGGCAUCGCCAAGGCGAUGGAGGUGUGGUGCCGCAGACGGAUCCCCGUGGAAGGCAACUUUGGGCAGACGUAUGACUCCCUCAACCAGUCUAUUCAUGACCUGGAGGGGGACUUUUCGGCCACUAUUGAGCUCAAGGAAGAGAAGCAGGCAGCUGUGCUGGGCCUGAACAAGAGCUGGGAGCACGUGAGCACCGAGCUGCGGGACUACGUCCGCCACCAGGAGGCCCGCCUGGAGUGGGCCCUGGGGCUGCUGCACGUGCUGUUCUCCUGCACCUUCCUGCUGGUCCUCCGCGCGUCCUUCUCCUACAUGGACAGCUAUAAUGGUGACAUCCGCUUUGACAACAUCUACAUCAGCACCUACUUUCGUCAGAUCGAUGAGCGCAGGAAGAAGCUGGGCAAGCGGACGUUGCUGGCACUCCGCAAAGCCGAGGAGAAAACCGUCAUCUUCCCCUGCAAUCCCUCUGUGCAGGCCUCGGAAAUGAGAAACGUGGUGAGGGAGCUUGUGGAGACGCUGCCCGUUCUGCUCCUGCUGCUGCUGCUCUGCGGCCUGGACUGGGCCCUCUACUCCAUCUUCGACACCAUUCGCCACCACUCCUUCCUGCAGUACUCCUUCCGCAGCAGCCACAAAUUGGAGGUGAAAGUCGGGGGGGACUCCAUGCUUGCCCGGCUUCUUCGGAAAACCAUUGGAGCCCUGAACUCGUCCUCAGAGACAGUGGUGGAAUCAAACAACAUGCCCUGCCUGCCCCAGCCCAUGCGCCUAGACGCCAGCGCGUACAUGAGAGCUGCGCUCCCCACCGGCCUGCUGCUCCCCCUCUGCUUGCUCCAGGCCUUCGCCUACCGGCUCCGGAGGGUCAUUGCCGCCUUUUACUUCCCCAAGCGAGAGAAGAAGCGGACCCUGUUCCUCUACAAUGACCUCCUGAGGAAGAGGGCAGCCUUUACGCAGCUGAGGAGGGCUGCCAUCCUGAGGCGGGCGCGACUGCAGAAGGCUCCACGCCACCGCCUGGCGGACGUCCUGCACCGCCGCUGCCCGCUCCUGCGCGGCUGGCUGCGCCGGCGCUGCGUGGUGUGCCAGGCGCCCGAGACGCCCGAGGCCUACGUGUGCCCGACGCCUGACUGCGCGGCCGUGUACUGCCGGCCGUGCUGGGACGACAUGCGGCGGCGGUGCCCGGCCUGCACCCCGCCCGAGGAGCUCUCGUCCUCCGCCUACAGCGACAGCAACGACGACGCCACCUACGCGGAGUGAAGGGGCAUCCUGUACACCCGCUCCUCCGCGGUUAAUAAAAGCCUGUACACUCCCGACACCCGCGCUUCGCAGGAGUCUGACUGGCAAUCCAGAGACCCGGGCCG